Molecule: messenger RNA, 1953 nt
Organism: Oryzias melastigma (Indian medaka)
Lineage: Eukaryota; Metazoa; Chordata; Actinopteri; Beloniformes; Adrianichthyidae
Gene: alg8
Product: ALG8 alpha-1,3-glucosyltransferase
Exons: 13
Coding region: 45-1604 (519 amino acids)
Biological process (GO): protein N-linked glycosylation
Cellular component (GO): endoplasmic reticulum membrane
Molecular function (GO): dolichyl pyrophosphate Glc1Man9GlcNAc2 alpha-1,3-glucosyltransferase activity
Source: RefSeq, a predicted model, not a curated record
UUUAAAUAAAGUUUUCAUUCAGGCGCGUCAUCGGUCGGGCUGUCAUGGCGGCGGACGGAUGGAGCUGGUUUCCGGUCUUAGCGACGGGAGUUUCUCUCUUCAAGUGCCUCUUCAUCAACUCAUAUCGGUCCACAGACUUCGAGGUCCACAGGAACUGGCUGGCCAUCACUCACAGCCUGCCGGUAUCGCGGUGGUACCAUGAGAAUUCGUCAGAGUGGACUCUGGAUUACCCCCCGCUCUUCGCUUGGUUCGAGUUCGGGCUCUCCCACGUGGCGCAGCACUUCGAUAGAAACAUGCUGCUGCUGCAGAAGCAGAACUACGCCAGCCCAGCCACCGUGCUCUUCCAGAGGCUGUCGGUCAUCUUCACCGACGUGAUUUUCAUCCUCGCCACCAGAGAGUGCUGCAGGUGCGUUCAGAAGCAGAAAGCCUCUCAGAAGGAUGUUCUGAGCCGGCCGGCCUUCAUCCUGGCUGUGCUGCUGCUGUGGAACUUCGGCCUCCUCAUCGUGGACCACAUCCAUUUCCAGUACAACGGCUUUCUGUUUGGUUUCCUGCUGCUGUCGGUGGCCAAACAUCUGCAGGCUCAGCACCUGCAGGGGGCGCUGCUGUUUGCCAUCCUCCUCAACCUGAAGCACAUCUACCUGUACGUCGCUCCGGCGUACGGCGUCUACCUGCUGAGGAGCUACUGCUUCACAGAGAGCAGUGCAGACGGUGGCAUCAGGUGGCGGAGCUUCAGCCUGCUGCGUCUGCUGGCUCUGGGCAGUGUGGUGAUAGCGGUUUGCGCCGUGUCCUUUGGUCCGUUCAUCGUCAUGGGUCAGCUCCCUCAGGUCCUCUCCCGGCUCUUUCCCUUCAAACGGGGUCUCUGUCACGCAUACUGGGCCCCCAACGCCUGGGCGCUCUACAACGCUCUGGACAAAGUCCUGGCGACACUCGGAGUUCGUCUGAAGCUGCUGAAGGAGGCGGAGCUUCCUCAGGCCUCCAUGACGGGUGGGCUGGUCCAGGAAUUCCAGCACUCUGUGCUUCCCUCCGUCUCUCCCUCCGUCACUCUCGUCUGCACACUGCUGUCCAUCCUGCCGGCGCUGGCGUCCAUAUGGAGGCGUCCUCGCGGCGCCCGCGGCUUCCUGCGCUGCCUGCUGCUCUGCGCUCUGGGCUCCUUCAUGUUCGGGUGGCACGUGCAUGAGAAGGCCAUCCUCAUCGCCAUCCUGCCACUCAGCAUCCUGGCGGUGGAGAGCAGAGAGGAUGCUGGGAUUUUCCUGCUUCUGAGUACCACAGGUCAUUACUCGCUGUUCCCGCUUCUCUUCACCCCCGCAGAGCUGCCAAUCAAAGUGUGUCUGAUGCUGAUGUUCUCUUUGUUCUCAUUCUCGGCACUCAGGAAGCUACACAGUGGUGGAUCCCUGCUGCGCCCCGUGGAGCUUGUGUAUCUGCUCGGCUUGGGACUGGUGGCACUGUUCUCAGAGGUGCUUUUCCCUCUGUCGCCAUGGAAACUGAGACUGCCUUUCUUGCCCCUCCUGGCCACCUCGGUGUACUGCUCAGUGGGCGUGUCUUACUCCUUCCUGAGGCUGUACGCCACUUUGCUGCACUCGGACAGCAAACCCAAACAGCAUUAAUGUUUGUCAGACCUGUACACGCUCGCACCACCAGGCCCCGCCCCCAAUCAGCUGCCGCUUCACGAGGAGAAACAUCAAAGAGCCUCAGAGGGGGAGGAUGACGUCCUGCACUGUUUUUGUUUUGUUUAAUUCUGUUUCUCAAAUGUUUUUUUUUCUGGAGAAGUAGACGGAAGAAUGUUCUGGAAAUUAGGAGGAUCGAAGCAAACGGAAAGAAGAAAGGACUUUCCUCUGGACCAAAACGCAACACAGAAAGUUUACAAAGUUCUUUUUUGAACUUAGAGGUGUAAAUGGACAUAAUUAAUCAAGCUGUUACCAAAUGUUUCAAAUAAAGCAGAAGUCUUGAACUAGA